Molecule: messenger RNA, 1759 nt
Organism: Glycine soja
Lineage: Eukaryota; Viridiplantae; Streptophyta; Magnoliopsida; Fabales; Fabaceae
Product: ethylene-responsive transcription factor ERF062
Exons: 1
Coding region: 129-1292 (387 amino acids)
Biological process (GO): regulation of DNA-templated transcription
Molecular function (GO): DNA-binding transcription factor activity; DNA binding
Source: RefSeq, a predicted model, not a curated record
AGUGUAGUGCAUGCAUUUUAAUCAUUUCUAUCUGUCUCGGAUUUACUGCCUGAAGGAUCUAUAUGAAGGAUACAUUUCCCAAGAAGGAAAUCUUCACACAAAAGAAAUUUCCAACUUGUUUGUAAGAAAUGGCAACAGGAUCAAAGUUUUUGGACAAUGCAAUUAUAAGAGGCCAUUCUCACUUUCUCACUGCCUCUAAUCAUCUUCAUGUAUUAAAAAGUGGGGCAAACUCAUCAAUAGCAUCAUCACCUGAAAACCUUUUCUCAUGUUCAAAUCCUACUUCAAUGAAAGAAGAGGCACCUUUAGCCACUUGGAUUAGUCAUAUCCCUGCAAAGUUCAAUGUCCAUCAAGACAUCAAGAAUGGCAAAGAGAAAAACCAAUCCAAUUCUAUCUUCCCAGCCUCAGACACAAAAAACAGCUCCAUUCCUCUAAAUCUUUUAGAAACUCUCCCACCAUUAACCAUAGCACCAUGUUUUGAUGAACCAGUAACUUCCUUAGCAUCCUCUUCUGCCAUACCAAAAUUUCCAAACUUGACUUUGUUUUUGCAGGAACCUUCCUUGGUGUACUCAUCAAUAUCAUCCUCAAAUAUCAAAGGUGGUGAAGUCAUGUCAGCAACUUCAGACCCCUCAUAUCAUGUGUCUCAGUUUGUCCAAAACCAGCAUCAAGCAGGUAGUGGGGAUGCACACAAAAUGAACAAGAGCCUAUCAAAUUCACAGUCCAAGUCUUUCGACGAGAAUUGGUUGAGUGCCACUAGGACUCAGCCUAUGAAGAAUGGUGGAAGAGGCAAGCUGUUUAAAGGUGUGAGGCAAAGACACUGGGGGAAAUGGGUAGCUGAGAUUAGAUUACCAAGAAACAGGACAAGGGUUUGGCUAGGGACUUUCGACACAGCCGAAGACGCCGCCAUUGCAUAUGACACAGCAGCAUAUAUACUAAGAGGCGAGUAUGCUCAGUUGAACUUCCCUGACCUCAAGCAUGUAAUUCAGGCAAAUUCUCUAAAUGGAACCACUGCUGCACUUGUGGAGGCAAAACUACAAGCAAUAUCAAAAGGUGGUUCUUCUCAUAGGAAGCCAACUGAUUCACCACCAGGGUCAAGCAAUAAGCACAAUGAUGAGAAUGGCAAAUUGAAAAGUAUAAGUGGCAAGGAUUCAUCCAUAAGGCUUGGAGCUGAGAUAACUGAGAGAAGCAAAAGCACACACCAUGAGACAUCAGAUGUGGAAGGUGUUCAGUUAAGUAGAAUGCCCUCCUUAGACAUGGACAUCAUUUGGGAUGAACUUUUUGUCUCGAAUUCAUAACCAUUUUUUUUUCUACUUUGAAAGCACACAUACAAUAGCUCUUGUUUUAUCUACAAUUAUAUUUCUCAUUUGGACCACAACUUCAGCUAGAAGCACAUUACCUAGUUCUAGAUUUUGCAGUUCCUAUCCCACACUGAAUCUUCGGGCUCCUAUUUUCCUAUAAUGAUGUAUUGAAAUUAGUAUCCUUUUUAACACCCUUUCUUCAGGGUCAUUUAUAGAUAGAAUUUAAGUUUCCACCAAUUAUUAUCAUGCUAAGGGUUCACAGAUUGUUUUGCUUCUGAACAAAACACUUGCUUGGUUCAACGGCUGUUUGAGUCUUUGAGAAAUACCUAGCCAACAUUGAGAACAAGGGUAGAGAUUGUGAUUUUUAAGAAUUAUUCACCUGUAUUGAUCGCUUUGCAUAGAUUUAUAGGCAAAAAAAAAUAACAGAGAAGCCAAUAGUAUAACUUUAUGCUUUGUGUUUGAAA